Molecule: messenger RNA, 1009 nt
Organism: Orycteropus afer afer
Lineage: Eukaryota; Metazoa; Chordata; Mammalia; Tubulidentata; Orycteropodidae
Gene: SPSB1
Product: splA/ryanodine receptor domain and SOCS box containing 1
Biological process (GO): proteasome-mediated ubiquitin-dependent protein catabolic process
Cellular component (GO): SCF ubiquitin ligase complex
Molecular function (GO): protein binding
Source: RefSeq, a predicted model, not a curated record
CCUGCUCACCUGUCUCCUGUUUUUCUUCCCAUCUAUUAGGCAACCCUGGAUGCUGCACAAAUUGAGGAGUCUCCUACCAGCCUCCCCAAGGAAUCCAGCCACAGCCUGAUCGGAAAGCUGGACGUGAGACCUUGGGAUUGAUGAGUUGGCCUAGGGCUCCUGGGGGAAGGUGAAACCGGAGGCAAGCAUGGGUCAGAAGGUCACCGGGGGGAUCAAGACGGUGGACAUGCGGGACCCCACGUACCGGCCAUUGAAGCAAGAGCUGCAAGGCCUGGACUACUGUAAGCCCACCCGCCUGGACCUACUGCUGGACAUGCCCCCGGUGUCCUACGAUGUGCAGCUCCUGCACUCAUGGAACAAUGAUGACCGUUCGCUCAAUGUCUUUGUCAAAGAGGAUGACAAGCUCAUCUUCCACCGCCACCCAGUGGCCCAGAGCACAGAUGCUAUCCGGGGCAAGAUUGGGUACACGCGGGGGCUGCAUGUGUGGCAGAUCACAUGGGCCAUGCGACAGCGAGGCACCCAUGCUGUGGUGGGGGUGGCCACGGCGGAUGCCCCUCUGCAUUCUGUCGGGUACACGACGCUUGUGGGGAACAACCACGAGUCCUGGGGCUGGGACUUGGGACGGAACCGGCUCUACCAUGACGGCAAGAACCAGCCAAGCAAAACGUACCCUGCCUUCCUGGAGCCUGACGAGACCUUCAUUGUCCCUGACUCCUUCCUGGUGGCCCUAGACAUGGACGAUGGGACCCUGAGCUUCAUUGUGGAUGGACAGUACAUGGGAGUGGCUUUUCGGGGACUCAAGGGCAAAAAACUGUAUCCUGUAGUGAGUGCUGUCUGGGGCCACUGUGAGAUCCGCAUGCGCUACUUGAACGGGCUUGAUCCUGAGCCCCUGCCGCUCAUGGAUCUCUGCCGCCGCUCAGUGCGCCUGGCCCUGGGGAGAGAGCGCCUCGGGGAGAUCCACACGCUGCCACUGCCUGCCGCGCUCAGGGCCUACCUCCUCUACCAGUGA